Molecule: messenger RNA, 3676 nt
Organism: Dunckerocampus dactyliophorus (ringed pipefish)
Lineage: Eukaryota; Metazoa; Chordata; Actinopteri; Syngnathiformes; Syngnathidae
Product: SLAM family member 9-like
Exons: 6
Coding region: 447-1436 (329 amino acids)
Source: RefSeq, a predicted model, not a curated record
CUGCUCUUUUAAUAGUUUUGUAGAAAUGUAGACCAUGACCACAUAGAGAGUAGGGCAGGGCGGCGCAUGUGCGUUUCGCAAACAAACUACCGGUAAAUUAAAGGUAAAACACAAACUCUAACAAUGUUGAAAAAGAUACAAAAUUGAUUCUCCAGAAAUGAUAAAUAUAAUAUUCUAAAUAAAAGAAAUUACGAAGUCUACAUCGGUCCUUUGUGGUGAAGUGGAGCUGAGACGAUAGGUGCGGCCUUUCAAUUUACCGGUCGAUCUACAUUCCUUCCCUAACCUACAGUAUGGCUAUGAGCGUUGGGAGUGACCGAAAGGAGGACCGCGAGCGCGUUCUGACGGGUAGGGCACCUCUGCUUAUGCGAUGCCAGGCAGAGCUUCCAUGGCUUUUUGUAAGAUUUUAGACAGACUGUCCCUCGUUUAAAACAUGUACAGUGUGGGAAAUGAAACAUUGUGUCACGGGGAGGUAUUUUCACCAGCCUGGACAGACACAUGUGCAAACACAAGCACAGUGCAAAAUGUAUUGGAAACCUGCAGUCCAUGAGGGCAGAACCGGGACCAAACAGUCUGUUUCUGCACAGGAUGUUGAGUAUUACCUCAAGGGUCAGGACAUACGCUUGGCGCCAUCCAUCAUUGGAAAACCUGAUGGAAUUCUCUGGAUGCACGAUGGAAAUGAAGUGGUAUUGUUUGUUGGCAUGGAGGAGAGUGUGUUCUCGCCAUACAAGAACAGAAUCAUUUUGGACCGGGCCUCUGCAGAACUCACCAUCAAAAAUGCCACAUAUGAAGACAGUGGAGAAUAUGACCUGCAAGUGUUGAUAAACAAGCGGGUGCCUCAUUUUAGGUAUAGAAUUGAGGUCAUAGACAAAGUAUCCAAACCCAACAUAUCCUGUGAGAUGAGCGGCACAAAGCAAGCGACUCUCGUGUGCUCUACAGAGUCCAAACACCCUCGUUUAUUAGAGUUUAAGUGGAGCUCACGUGGAAAUGAGCAGACUGGACCAAAUUUAACAAUAACUGUCGAGAAUGACGACGAUGAAGAAGUUUAUCGUUGUGAUGUCAGCAACCCUCUGACCAAUGAAACGGCUUCAUUCACUGCUAAGGACUGCUUCCCGGGCAAACAAUCUGACACUCCAUUGGCUGUUAUCAUCACUCUUCUUACGCUCUUCUUCACGGUUGCCGUUGUUUUGGGCCGUGUGCUGUAUGAAAACUGCCAAGCGUCCAAACAUCUUGGACACAAUGAGAGAAGAACAGAAAAGUUUAAUUCAAAACAACAGGAUGACUCAGGGUGCAACAAGGAGUUGAUGAAGGAUGAGCUGAGGGAUUCCGCCGUUAGCCUCAAUACUUCCUCUGAUUCACUGCAUUCCGCUGGCUUGAACGCUUCCUCUGAACUUGAGGAUACCAGCAAGUCUCUCGAGAAACCUCUGGCAGCAACGUGAACAGUGAAGAUGACUUGGAAGCAACAACUUGACCUACCAUUCUGUGAAAGAGGAAGACACAUCCCCUACUUGGGACUCAGAUUGUUCCUCCAAAUUAUUUGACUGACAGUUUUGUAAGUUUAACAGCCAAUGGAUGUAUUUGAACAGAGAGAGAUGGAGCGUCACGGUGGCCUAGUGGGUAGGAUGUUUGAAACACUCAGGAGAUCGGGAAGAUGUGGGUUCGAAUCUCCAUUUGGUCAGUGUGAAUGUUUGGCUGGCUACAUCAGGGGUGCCCAUUAUGUUGAUCGCAGAGAUAAUUUGGGUCGAUCGCGUAAACGUCCCCCUGUAGAUGUCACCUGACAUUAAGCUCCCCUUGUGAUUUGCCAACGAUGAAGUUGCAAGCUACACACGUUGAUGCAACGUUCAUCUUUAUUAUUCCGAUUAGAGAUGAACUAACUCAGCGGUCAGUUGCCUUUAUCUAUAACAAAAGUUAUCCGUUCAAUCGUAGCGGCUACUUAUGUAGAAAAAAGUGGUGUGAUGGCGUUGCUGCGCGUCCUGAACGCCACUAUAGAAAUGCAUGUUUUCUGCACUUCCGUUUCUUAAAGUAUUAUUUCAUGAUUAGAUGGAAAAUGUGCCAUUGUUGAAACCUUUUUAAUGUUUCCUUGAUAAAAAGGAAAAUCAGUGAACCUAACUAAAACUAAAGUAAUGCUAUUUGGUGCCAAAAAGUGCAAAAAGGAAGCACACGAGCAAAUACAAACUGAUGGUGUAGACCAGGGGUGGCAAACACAAUUUACCUGGGGGCCGCUGGAGGUAGAGUCUGAGUGAGGCUGGGCCGCAUCAAGUAUUGGGAGUAGGGCUGGGAAUCUCGGGGUACCUCACGAUGCGACACGCGAUGCAUGGCUCACAAUAACAAUAAUAUCUUGAUACAGUAAUAGGGUGAAUCAAAUAAAUGUAAUAAAUAAUUUCACAGUUUAUAUUUUGCUGCAUUCAGCUGGGAUAGGCUCCAGCUUACCUGUGACCCUAAUGAAGACAAGCGGUAUAGAAAAUGGGUGCAAUUUUUUUUCCACAUUUUUUAAGUAACUCACUCACUCUUAGUUGAGUGUAACCGUAUGUGUGCGUCCUACGAGUAACAUUGGCUUGUCGCACGCCGUAUUACACUCAUCUUUGAAGACAAGUCGCGCGCCGCAAAAUGUGACUCGGCGGGCCGCAAAUGGCCCACGGGCCACGAGUUUGAGACCCCUGGUGUAGACACAGUAACAGACGAGAAGAUGAAGUGGAAAUCUCACAUUACAAAUUUACAACAUAAUGAAAAAAAAAUGACAACAAAGUGGCAAGAAACACCUCAACACUCAAUAAAGCAAAAUUAGUUGUAGACCACAAAGCACUCCUUAUACGCUCUACUGUUCACUGAUGACCAUAUCUAACUUAUUGUGCGGAGUUAUGGGCUAAUAUUUGUGCUACAAAAUAAUUGUGCUACAAAAAAGGCCACUUAGGAUAAUAAUCCAUAAUGCCGCUGAUCAAACAAUAACCUUCUACCCAAAAACGUAAAACAAUUCUUAUCAACGAGAGAGGAGAAAUAGGAUCAAAAUGGAAAAUUAAACCUAAAACACUUAUAUGCACUGACAACACGAAAAACGUUUCUGUAUGUGUAUCAGUCCCGUACGCUCGCGUUGCCUGCUUUGUACACAGACCCCCACCCACUCUGCUUGGGAUCUUCCUGUAGCUGCUGUGACAUAGUCACUAGGAUUGCCGGAAUGACCCAUAUUUCACUGGAAAGUGCAGACUCUCUCACUACGGAAGCCUUUGGAAUAAUUUUGAUAGUUCAAAACUUACGGAAUCGCUUCAAUGUUUAAAAAUAAUUUGAAAAGGUCCGACGGGCUGGAUCAAAACUCUUAAUGAGCCAGCUCUAGCCCACGGGCUGUCGUUUGCCCACCCCUGGGCAAGGCCACAGGGGCACACUUGGUGCCUCUGCUUCCAUCAUCAGCAAUUCUGGUCCCGCAAAACAACCUUCAAACUUUGCAGUUUCCCCAGUCAAACCAGCAGACGUCACGGGUGCUGACUAAAUGGGGUAAAAGGCAUGCGUGAGCUGGACUACAUGUGGAGAACGUCACGGCCAUCCUUAGCGUAUACGAUCGAGAACAGUUAAUGAAGUGUGUCUGUUGGUUAUUUUUGUAAAUAUAUUUGUUCAUACAUCUUUUGGACGUGUUUGUAUGAUUUGCACAACAUCUCACCUUGGGAGCACAAUAAAGCAACCACCAAGU